UUGGCAGACGAAUUCGCCAAUUAAGAAGAAUAGUAAGAAUUUUUAGAUUCCUGAGUAUCCCUCUAUCCCCUAAUACCUCGUAGAAUCUGAUAAAAUCGCAAUUUUUUUUGUUGGCAAUUUCUCCAUUUCGUGCAAUAUGGCUUUUUUAAGCUCUAAAGUUGUUCAAUGCAGUAAACGAUUUUAUGCUUCGUCUGCAAAUCUGAAUGAUGUAGUCAUUCUUGGAGCAGCUCGAACUCCUAUGGGAGGCUUCAGAGGUGGUCUGAAGAGCAUACCAGCUCCCAGGUUAGGUUCAAUUGCCAUUCAGGCUGCUGUUGAAAGAGCUGGCAUUGCUAAAGAAGAAAUUCAAGAAGUUUACAUGGGAAAUGUUUGCCAAGGUGGUGUAGGCCAAGCUCCGUGCAGGCAGGCGACGCUUUUUGCUGGUUUGUCAAAAACUACACCAACAACAACAAUCAAUAAAGUGUGUGCUUCUGGGAUGAAAGCAAUUAUGCUAGCCACUCAAAAUCUCCAAACAGGACAGCAAAAUGUUAUGGUGGCUGGUGGAAUGGAAUCUCUUUCUAAUGUACCUUUUUUUCUCCCUAGAGGUGAAGUUCCUUAUGGAGGAGUUAAACUCAUAGAUGGCGUCUCAUUUGAUGGGCUGACAGAUGUUUAUAAUAAAAUCCAUAUGGGCAACUGUGCUGAAAAUACCGCACAAAAAAUGUCCAUUUCUCGCCAAGAUCAGGAUGCCUACGCCCUUCGGAGUUAUCGUCUGAGUGCCGAUGCAUACAAAAAUAAUAUAAUGCAGAGGGAAAUAGUCGAAGUUCGUAUUCCGCAAAAGAAAGGUAAACCGGAUUUGGUGGUGUCUGAGGAUGAGGAGUACAAGCGCGUCGAUUAUGAAAGAUUCUCUAAGCUACCCACUGCAUUUCUCAAAGAAAACGGCACUCUUACUGCUGGUAAUUCGUCGGUAUUGAGCGAUGGCGCAGCAGCAUGUGUACUCGCAAGCGCCAAAGCGGCAGACCGCCUGGGAUCCAAGCCACUCGCCAGAAUUGUUAGCUUUUCUGACGCUGCAACUGACCCUAUUGAUUUCCCUAUUGCCCCUGGUUUCGCAGUACCAAUAGCUCUGGAACGCGCUGGGCUCCGAAAAGAAGACAUAGCCCAAUGGGAGAUAAAUGAAGCUUUUAGCGUGGUGGUAUUGGCCAACAUAAAAAUGUUGGACAUCGACCCCGAAAGAGUUAACAUACACGGAGGAGCAGUGAGCUUGGGCCAUCCUAUUGGUAUGUCCGGAUGCCGGAUCGUGAACCACUUAGUGUACAGUUUGAAGGCUGGGGAAUAUGGUGUUGCAAGCAUAUGCAAUGGAGGUGGCGGUGCAUCUACAAUAGUGAUCCAGAAAUUGGCGGCAUCUGCGCCUGGACGACUACCGGUGCUUACACUAUUCACGAAAGAUGAGUGCUCGCUCUGUGAUGAUGCUAAAAUGGUUCUUAUGAAAUCAAGUUUGUGGAAUCGAUUCCUUUUUCAAGAAGUGGAUAUCCGACGUCCAGAAAACCGGAAAUGGUUUGGAAUGUACCGCUAUGAAAUUCCCGUUUUUCACUUAAAUGGGCAAUUUUUGAUGAAGCAUCGUGUUGAUUUAAAAGUUUUAGAAGAAAAACUUAAUGCCACAGAAUUGUAAAUUGCAAUCUGGCUUAAGCAAAAU
This is a messenger RNA of Daphnia carinata, 1666 nucleotides long. RefSeq names its product acetyl-CoA acetyltransferase, mitochondrial-like (gene Acat1). Bases 137 to 1642 code for a protein of 501 amino acids. The record is from RefSeq and is a predicted model, not a curated record. Gene Ontology annotation, biological process: fatty acid beta-oxidation. The transcript is spliced from 9 exons. Gene Ontology annotation, molecular function: acetyl-CoA C-acetyltransferase activity. NCBI's taxonomy places the organism in Eukaryota, Metazoa, Arthropoda, Branchiopoda, Diplostraca, Daphniidae.